Spodoptera litura is the source of this 5491-nucleotide messenger RNA. The record is from RefSeq and is a predicted model, not a curated record. NCBI's taxonomy places the organism in Eukaryota, Metazoa, Arthropoda, Insecta, Lepidoptera, Noctuidae.
AUCAGAACUUACUUAAAUUUUUACGGUGUGGUCUGUUUAAAUCUCAUGGAUUGGCUAUUUAAUUAAAUAUAAUGAGACUUUACUUUAUUUUGGUAUAUUUAGGUAUCAUAGUGGCAGCGAAAAAACAUAAACAUAAGAAUGUGAACGGGAACACUACGACAGAGACGAUUCAGACGAAAAUGCGAUACAUUGAGAGUGAGGAACAGGAUGUGGAACAUGUCACGUUCGUCGACACAUAUUUGGAUCUUAGAGGAACCAUGCGGAAGCAAUUCGCUUUGGAAGCAGCGUUAGUGGAUCAUGCGAGGAAUAUGAUUUGUUCUCCAAUGUCUGCGUUGAUGCCUUUAGGAAAAUUAGCAUUAGGAGCAGAAGGAAAAUCAGAAAAAGAAUUAUUAAGAGCCUUAGGUCUUAGCAAUAGUAAGCAAAUAGAAAGCUCGUUCGCACAUUUAAUCACAAACAUGCAGUACCUGCCCGGAGUUACUCUGGACGUGGCCAGCAGGAUAUACGUCGGUUCCGAAAGUACACUAAACAGAAAAUUCGAAAAACACACUAAACAAAUUUUCAAGUCGUCUUGUCAGAAGAUUGAUGCUUCAGACCCAUCGGAGACUGCAUCAAUGAUUAACAGUUGGGUAUCAGAAAAAACACGAGGUAAAAUAAAGAAAUUGAUUCGACCAUCAGAUAUUUCAAGAGAUACUUCUUUGAUUCUCGUCAACGCCAUCUACUUCUACGGUUCUUGGAAUAAUCAAUUCGGCAGGACAUACACGGACGACUUUCAUUCACCAUCAGGAACGCACCGUGUACCAAUGAUGACACGGCAAGGGACAUACAAUUACUAUCAAUGUGAUACUUUGAAUGCUCAGAUCGUCGAAAUUCCUUACGAAGGAGGGCAAUCCUCAAUGGUUAUAGUUUUGCCAUACAGCAAGAAUGGUCUAGCAGUACUGCUGCGAGCUCUAAAACUAGCACCCGAACUAUUGAACCAAGCUUUGGAGAAAAUGAAAAAAACAGACCUUAUAUUGUGCAUACCUAAGUUCAAAAUUGAAACGGAAAUCGAUCUAGGCGCUCUGUAUAAAACGGUCGGAUUACGUUCACUAUUUGACGUUAGAAAAUCCAAAUUGACCGGUAUAGUUGACAACGAAAGUGUUCAUAUUUCUAAAGCCAUACAAAAAGCUGUUAUUGAAGUAAAUGAGAAGGGAACUGAAGCAGCUGCUGUUUCAGGGCUAGAUAUAGAACAAAUAAAGUAUGUUGUACCAUUGAAAUUGAAAGCGGACCAUCCAUUCUUAUUUUUUGUCACUGCUAUUAAAGAACAGUUGUUUGCGGGAACGCGCAAAUUAUCCAUUUUACUUCAUGGUCACAGCCAAUAAGGAACAACUGUUUAUGAUACGGUAAUAAAAAAGGAUCUGAAUAAUGAAAAACCAGAAGAAAUGAUAACAAAUCAUCAGACUAUUCAGGAGAGAGACUACUUCUUACCUCCUGUGUUCACGUCUGAUGACAAUGAGGACGAGGAAGAUGAUGAUGAAGCAGCAUAUUUAGAUUACGAUUAUGAGAUAAAGGAAUCAAAUUAUAAAGACUCACCGGAUUUGGCAACCGUUCGGUCAGACACACAUGAUGUUCCAGUUGUAGAUGAUAAAAUACCACUACACACUGCAAAGGACAAUUUACCUAUUUUCUUAUUGGAGCCAGAAAAUACUUAUGUUGUCAAAAAUAAACCUGCUACGUUAAAAUGUCGAGCUGCUAACGCUUUAAAAGUAUUUUUCAAAUGCAAUGGCAUACAAACUCAAGCACUAAAUUUCGAGUUCGUUGACCCUCAAACUGGAGUGAGGAUAAUUGAGGGAGAGUGUAAAGUGACGAGGGAGAAUGUUGAGGAGUACUUUGGGAGUGACAAGUACCAAUGCACUUGUUUUGCUUGGACCAGCCGUGGGCAUAUACGGAGUCAACCUGCUACUAUCGAACUGGCGUAUAUAAAGAAACAUUUUGCUCUGGCCCCACAAUCUCAAGUUGUGAAACAGUAUACAUCAGUAACGUUUCGCUGCGAGCCUCCACCAGCGGCCCCUUUCGUUCAAAUCUAUUGGCUCAAGAACGGAGCUCCCGUUGUCGAAGAUGAAAACGUUCACGUAUCUAAAGACAGAGAUCUAUUUAUUAAGCAAGCUUCAUUGUUGGACAUGGCGAACUACACAUGUGUCGCUGAAAAUUUAGCGGGGAAACGGAUGUCUGAACCAGCCUUGCUGACUGUGUUCGUUAAUGGUGGUUGGAGCGCAUGGUCAGCUUGGAUCGACUGCUAUUGUGAUGAGCAGGGAAGGGAGGCCCAUUCAGGGAGGAAGAGGGAGAGGACUUGUACAGCACCUAGACCUUUGAAUGGAGGACAACCAUGUAUGGGACCUAAUGUACAGAAGACACAGGAUUGUUUGGAUUGUGAAAUAGAUGAACUAGAUGAGUUGGCUGAUGAAUCACCGGAUUUGUUAUUAGGACGUUGGUCCCAAUGGUCGGAAUGGUCUAGAUGUGACUUGGACUGUCUUAGAACAAGAAGGAGACGAUGUUUGUCUAUCAACGCCUGCAGAGGAAUUGACUACCAGGUGGCACAGUGCAACCUGUGUGUUAGGACUUCUAAGAGUGACCUUGAUAAUGGAUCAUAUUGGCCUCUCUUGGUUGCGUUAUCGAUAGCUCUUCUGAUAUUCAUAGUGGUUGUUUUACUGGGAAUAAAGUAUAUUAAGUUUAAAAUUAACAACACUUCGCCAUAUGUGAAACCACCUUCAGGUUCGAAUUACUUCGGUAACGUAAUAAAGAGGACACUAACCAAUCAGCCGGACUUAACUAUACACGAGGAGUUCCAAACUAUUGAUUCUCGAAGGACACACAGACAUAUGAGCACAUCUACUAACACACGCCAUGAACAUCUGUACGAAGUACCACAGCUAGCUAACAGCUACAUCACACCCAUAGACCACGAGGUAAGAAAUGACAGAAAUGGAAGCGAAAGGAAUUACGCUUGCAAGGACAGCGUCGAGUCAGACCGAUCUGACUCCAGUUGCUUUUUGAGCUCCGGCUCAUCGUAUGGUAAUGAAAGUGUAGAGAUGACACCGUCGUUGAUAAAUAAUGCAUCAGUAGACUCAAAGUUCUUUGCUAAGCAAUUAGAAGUAGCUACUUCAAAAAUAGUUACACCAGACGGUGAUUGGUUGAAUCUUAAUAAAUGUGGAGUAAGCCUAUUUGUUCCCGAUGGAGUGGUGGAAAAGGGUGAAGAGUUAUUCUCGAUUGAGGUCGCAGACGACGACUGGAAUAGGCCGCUGCUGCAAGAAGGUGAAAUUCAACUAAGCCCUAUUAUACGGUGCGGACCCAAAAACUUUCACUUUUGCAAGAGUGUGGUUUUGUCCUUUCCACAUUGUGCAGCUUUGAAGAACACCAGCUGGUUUCUAUCCAUCCUCCAGAGGCCCGAAGAAAUCAACUCGAGGGAGUGGCGGAAAGUUUUGACUUUGGGCCAGGAAACGCCCGGGUCCCCACUGUUCGCACAAGUCGACCCUUCUAAAGUUUACCUAGUGAGCGAAUUUCUAAGCGACUUUGUUCUAGUCGGGAGAAGUUUCAGCGGUCUAGACGCGAAGUUGUAUAAAGUCGCUUUGUUUAUAUCUAAAAGAUUGGACGACAGUUACUAUAGUUUGAAGAUUCAUGUGUUUCACGAUACGCCUUACGCUUUCUACGACUGUUUCGAAAGUGAAAAGAAGUUAGGUGGCUCUUUACUCUGUGAUCCAAAGACAUUAUAUUUUCAACAGAAUUGUUCUGAUUUAUGUAUUAACAUUAGAGAUGUAGGAGUUGGUUGGAAGGUACAUACCGGGGGGAAAUACCAGGAACUGUCGUAUUCACAAGUGUGGAAUAUGACAAUGAAACCUCUGCAAUACAUAUUCGUGUUGCAGCAAACGGAUUCAAUAAACUGUUUAGAGUUAAACGUUACUAUUUACCAGAAACAGAAGCAAUCGAAUUCUGUCAAUUUCAAUUUCAAGACGAACGACUUGAAUUUUAAUAUGAAUAGUAAGAGAUUCAGUUGUGCGAGUGUAGAGACUGUUAAUAUAUUAGAGAACCCGUUCAAUUAUUCCUCGCUGAGUAAGAAGGAGGGGAGGUACGACUUUGUGUAUAAGAAUCACAGCAUUAGGAGCUACUUUAGCGUUGACAAUAAUUACCGGACUAAUGUGUUGACCAAGUCGGAUAGAGUGAUACUGUGCAAACUAUUAGAUUCUCAGUCAGUGAAAGGGAACGACUGGAGACUGUUGGCUGAGAAAUUGAAUGUUUGCUCUUUCUAUUAUUAUUUCACGAAUACUUGUUCGCCCACGGAGAAUAUAUUGAACUUAUGGUUGUGUAGGAAUAAUGACGUGAACAUGUUGGUCAAUUUGUCGAGGAUAUUCAGGGAAAUGGGUAGGAUUGAUUGUUCUACAGUAGUCGAGAGACGGUGUUUUGCGAACUGAAGGGAAAGUAUAAAGGAAUGUGAAACAAUCGUUGAGUUUUAAUGGAGAAAGAUUUUUGUAGACCUUUAUAGAGUUGUUUUGAGAGAAUAUUUGAAUUUGCGUUCGUUUACGUCAUCAUUGUUUCUUUGAAGAUUUAAAAAGAACUUCUAUUGUAUUUUGAUUGUUUGGCUAUAAUUGUUAAUUUUCUUUAUGUUUUGUUCUGUUCAGCUUUGAAUUUCAGUGUUUGACGUCUAUUCAAAUUCAAUGUUUGAUAUUAUAUGAAAGAAUGGUUUUUGUUUAAAUUAAACAACUCUAUUGUUUUUUUUUAUUUUUCAGUACAUAUAAUAUUUUUUACUAGAUUUCUUCAUAACCUUUCUGCGAGGAUAUUUAUUUUUAGAAACAUGAACGGUUUUCAAUACAAUAACAUUAGCUGACCCUCUGUAUUAUACAUAAAUAGCCAAUAAAACCUAUUUUAGCUAUAUACUGGUUUGUCAAAUCUCUUUUAAGAUGCUUCAUUUCUUUAGUGUCAACUUACACACUGUCUGUGUCAAAUAAAUAAACACAAUAUGAUUUUCGUGAGUCACCUUCAAUUAAUAAGAUUGUAUGGCCUAGUUAUAUCACUAUUCUUCGCUCACUCUACCAAUUUAAAACUACUCCAAGGUCCCAUACGCACGUAGAAAUAAGUCGAUGGUUAAAAAUACUACUUACAUAUGUGUGUAGGAUAUGAAACUGAUCGAGUAACUUCGUUAAACUAUUACGUUAGUAAGCCGUAGAAGUUAAUCAAAAUCAGAGUGAAUAAGUUGCUUAUGGGCAGAUGUCCUUCACAUAGGCCGCAUCAUUGCUUUGCUACCAGGCGAGAUAGCAGCCAAACGUCGGUCCAUCAAAUACAUACACAUAAAAAAGUAAACCAUUAAAUAGCUAAAACAGGUUUAUUGACUUCUUAUACCACUGAAAAUGUUUAAAAAUUAAUUAGGAAAGCUUAUAAAUACUAAAAAGUAUGUUUGAAAAACAUUAUUAGCUGUAUAUAAGUAAAUAUUAAUGAACCAAAUAGAUACUGUAUUGUUUAGAUA